This is a messenger RNA of Heterocephalus glaber (naked mole-rat), 1946 nucleotides long. RefSeq names its product ADP-ribosylserine hydrolase (gene Adprs). The record is from RefSeq and is a predicted model, not a curated record. Lineage: Eukaryota; Metazoa; Chordata; Mammalia; Rodentia; Bathyergidae. Gene Ontology annotation, cellular component: mitochondrion; nucleus.
UCUCGUCUUCGCCGAGACCCCACGGCCGAGGACACCGGGAUGCGGCGUGGCCGGUCCGAGCUCCGUCUCCACGAGUCUCACCCAUACCUUUCCCUGGCGCGGCCGUGCAGACCUGAUCGGGCGUCGUUCGGUAGAGCCGGUGUUUGCGCCCCGGCGGACCCGUUUCGCCCAGUGCCGACUGUCACGUGCUCCCAGCCCAUGCCCCACACAGCGGGCAGCAAUCCUCCCCAGGAGCAACCCCCCCCCCCGCGGAAAGCCUCAGCGCGUCCCAUCUGGCACGCCCACGCCCGCGUCUCUCCCUUCUUCUUGGGCUUGCUUUCCCACUUUGGUUCCACUCACACCAUGCUUCCUCCCCCCAGGCCUUUGCCUGUGCUGUCACUUGCCUGUAAAGUCAUCUCCCCUUCCCUGUGCCAUCACCUGGAAUAGGAAGGAAAAGGCGCCGUCAUCAAAAACCCCCUGAAGAACACUCGGGUGUGCCAGGCAGAUAGAGGUGGGAGGGGAGGUAGGGAAGGAAAUAUCUGAGAGGAAGAGAAGCAGGAGGGUUAUCAACAAAAUUUGAGAACAGAAUUUCAAGAUGAAGACGCUGGUCAUCUGUGUCAUCCUGAAGAAAAGUAGAGGAAAGUCUGGACUCAUUUCUAAAGCACUGUACUACACUGAUGACACCGCCAUGGCCAGAGCCCUCGUGCAGUCUCUGCUGGCCAAGGAGGCCUUUGAUGAGGUGGACAUGGCUCACAGGUUUGCCCAGGAGUACAAGAAAGACCCUGACAGAGGUUAUGGGGCUGGAGUAAUCACCGUCUUCAAGAAGCUCCUGAGUCCCAAGUGCCACGAUGUCUAUGAGCCCGCCCGGGCCCAGUUCAAUGGGAAGGGCUCCUAUGGCAAUGGGGGUGCCAUGCGGGUAGCAGGCAUCCCCCUGGCCUACAGCAGUGUCCAGGAUGUGCAGAAGUUUGCCAGGCUCUCAGCCCAGCUGACCCACGCCUCCUCCCUGGGUUACAAUGGUGCCAUCUUGCAGGCCCUGGCUGUGUACUUGGCUCUGCAGGGUGAGUCCUCCAGCAAGCACUUCCUCAAGCAGCUCCUGGGCCACAUGGAGGAGCUGGAGGGGGAUGCCCAGGCUGUCCUGGAUGCCAGAGAGUUGGGUAUGGAAGAGCGUCCAUACUCCAGCCGCCUGAAGAAGGUUGGAGAGCUUCUAGACCAAGACUCAGUGACUCGCGAGGAAGUGGUGUCUGAGCUAGGGAAUGGCAUUGCUGCCUUUGAAUCUGUGCCCACCGCUAUCUACUGCUUCCUGCGCUGCAUGGAGCCUGACCCUGAGAUCCCCUCUGCCUUCAACAGCCUCCAAAGGACUCUCAUCUAUUCAGUCUCACUUGGUGGGGACACAGACACCAUUGCCACCAUGGCUGGGGCCAUUGCUGGGGCUUACUAUGGGAUGGAUCAGGUGCCAGAGAGCUGGCAGCAAAGCUGUGAGGGCUAUGAGGAGACAGACGUCCUGGCCCAGAACCUGCACCGAGUCUUCCAGAAGAGUCUGUGAGGGCACAGCUGCUGGGGCUCUGCCAUGUCCAGCAGGACUAACCACAGCUCAGAGGUCCCCCAAGCUGGCUCCCCUGCCUCAGUCUUCCUGCAGUGCAGGGGGUAGGGUGUGCACCCUUGGUGCUGGGGCUCUGGUUUGUUGCAGAGCUGCAUGACACCCUUGGUGUCCUCAGUGGGGUCCAGGACAGAUUUUAUUUUAGUGGGGUGCUUACAACAUUUUCUUUUUUAUCUAGGAUAUGGAAUUUGGGGAAGUGGAAAUGACCUGCAGUAGCAUCAUUUCUCUCUGCUAGGUCUUAGCCAGUUUGCCUGACAGCUGGGCAGGCACCUGCCUACAGCUGCUCUAGGUCCACAGCUGGCUCUCAGCUAUCCUGGGGCUGACAGCUUCCAGUGGAAGUCACAGCAAUAAACAAUCUUCAGUAAAUCCA